Molecule: messenger RNA, 635 nt
Organism: Drosophila hydei
Lineage: Eukaryota; Metazoa; Arthropoda; Insecta; Diptera; Drosophilidae
Product: E3 ubiquitin-protein ligase PPP1R11
Exons: 2
Coding region: 23-499 (158 amino acids)
Cellular component (GO): nucleus
Molecular function (GO): protein serine/threonine phosphatase inhibitor activity; protein phosphatase 1 binding
Source: RefSeq, a predicted model, not a curated record
UUUCUUUGUUUAUUUUAUAAAAAUGGCUCAAGUACCAGUCAGUAAUAAUACUGAUGGUACCCAAACAGAAACUUUGGAGGAAACAGAUAGCGCUACACCACAAGCGGAAGCUGCCCAAAGUGCACCCACAUUGCUGCUGCGUCUUGAACAUCCGAGAGAUGAACGCCGGGUAGUCUUCCACGAUGGAGUCAUCGACAACGAGCAUAUGAAUCGGAUGAAAUCAAAGUGCUGUUGUAUAUAUCGUAAACCCCUGGCCUUUGGCGAAAGCUCGUCGGAUGAAGAUGAUGAAUGCGAACAUUGUUUUGGUCAUCCCGAAAAGCGCAAGAAAAACAGGAAACCACCAACUGAUGAAUCAUGUCCGGUUACUGGACGUCCGGAUCAACCGUCAACAUCUGCUGAGGCGCAAACAGAUCCAAAACCGGAGACAUCAAAGCCAAUCAGUGAAGAAAUUUCCGCAUCAGUUGCAGAUUUUGAGACGACAGUGAAGCCAUCCCUGUAGACCAUAAAACCCAAAACAGCAACAAGAAAUCCACAAAAAUAAUUUGAUUAAGGACACAAUAUUUUAACAAACACGAAACAAUUUGCAUAUGCACUCUCAUUAAAAGCUAACACCAAAAUGAGCAGUUUAUAUAAUA